This is a messenger RNA of Vollenhovia emeryi, 1174 nucleotides long. RefSeq lists its product as uncharacterized. The transcript has a single exon. The coding region runs from base 107 to 1174 and encodes 355 amino acids. Lineage: Eukaryota; Metazoa; Arthropoda; Insecta; Hymenoptera; Formicidae. The record is from RefSeq and is a predicted model, not a curated record.
AUUACGACGAGACGUAACGCUACUAACGCUCGACUGAAGAGAAGAACCAAACGACAAAACUACCUCCAACAAAAAAGCACCCAGUCAGCGAACUGAGAUUAAUGUAAUGAUAGCCGAAAUAUUAUAUUGCAGAGCGCUAACGAUAUGCGCCUACCUGACGACGGUCGCAAUAUCUAACGACGCGCCGCCGUACGAGAUAACCACCUUCGCCCAGCAGCCUGGGAUAUAUUUCGAAAAGGUCGGCAGAAUGCAUCCCGUCGAGGCUACGUGGAAACUAGUGAUAAAAACCGAUCUCACCCCGUUCACCACACGCCUAGGACAAAUAAAGCGAUGCGUCGAACGCACGGAAACAACGUGCGAAAUACUGCUCGCACACAGCAGCACAUGUAAAAAUCUCCACGCCAUAAUCAGCAAAGGGGAAAAGAGACUACAACAAUUGACCGACAGAUUAAAGACAGUGUACAAAACACCGAACAAACGACGCGGACUAAUAGACGGAAUAGGCGUCAUUGCAAAAACGCUAUUCGGAACAAUGGACGCAGAUGACGACAAGCUAAUCAACGAACAACUAUCAUUGUUACAAGAGUCAGACAGAGCGACAAAACACGCCCUACAGCACCAACUAAAAGUAAUCAACGCAACUAUAGGGCACAUCAGCAACCUGGAACAAGUCAUCGAAGAAAAUGAAAACACCCUAAAAAACCUAAUGGAAAAAGUCAAAAGUACACUGGUCACACACAGUCGACGACACGACCUAGACGAACACUACACCCUGAUAAAUGCAAUCAUCAAUGAUCUAACACGCGACGUAACGGACACCUUAGACUAUAUAACAUGUAUUAAGGAAGGAAAAUUACAUCCCAGGUUAAUUCCGAUCGAGACCAUAAUAACGAAUCUAAAAAACGCAGCGAUAAACCUACCGCAAGGACUAUACUUCCCAUUUAACCUGCGACAGGAAGAAUGGUUAGACAUAGAAAAAAUUACGAAAAUUACCGCAUAUUGCGACGGUCCAACUAUAUUUACUAUCCUCCGAUUCCCCCUCGCCACGACGCCGACAUACGAAUUAAUACACGUCAUACCACUACCGGUACACAGUCAUGACAACAUUUUCGCGUCAAUAGAACUACGAAUGGAUCGGAAUAGACACCGAAAAACACACCUAUGUGACACUUGA